ACAAAGCCUGAAUAAUUCCCUGAAAAAUCCGGGAAAUGAAUCAGACGUGACUGGCGCGUCUCUGUAGAAUCAGCACAACAAGAUGUCUUCGAAGCCAAUCACCUUAUACGACAUUCCAACCAAGCUUCCUGACGCGCCGGGAUCUCCAACGACGUGGCGAACGAGGUACUCUCUGAACAUGAAGAAACUCCCGUACCAAACCGUUUACGUCGAGCUUCCCGACAUCGAAUCUCUCGCUAAACAGAUCGGUGCUGCUCCUACCGGCACUAAACAUGACGGAGUCACGCCUUUGUACACGGUCCCCAUCAUCCACGACCACGCCACGGGAGCUGUCGUAUCAGAAUCUGCCGCUAUUGCAGCGUAUCUCGACAAAACUUACCCGUCCGGACCUUCGCUCGUCCCUACUGGUACGAUGCCGCUCCAGCUCGCAUUCCGUGAUGCGGUAUCAGACGUCUUUGGUGGUUUUCGCGGGUUCAUAAUGAAGGGCUUCCUGCCGAAUUUGAAUGACAGGACGGUCGUGUAUUGGAAGUCCAGGUUGGAGGAUCAGGGAGUGAAUUUGGAGACGUUGUUUAAUGGGGACGAGGACGAGGACAAGGCGUGGGAGAAGGCUCUGGCGGGUCUUGCGAAGAUUGACAAGUGGUUCGAAGGGAAUAAGGGGCCGUUUGUUAUGGGAAGCGAGCCGUGUUUUGCGGAUGCUGUUCUCGGAGCAUUGUUGAGGCAUAGUCGGGGUGUUUUUGGGAAAGACAGUAAGGAGUGGAAGGACAUCGCUAGUUGGAACGGAGGGAAGUGGGCGAAAUACCUGGAGAGCCUCGCGCCGUACGAAGCGAUUCUCUGAUAAGCACUUGUUGCACACCUUGAGGCCGUUUGUCUGUUUUCACAUUUCGAUAUACAGGAUUUGAAUUUUGUGGCAUUCGUUCGUAUCCCUUGGCAUAUGCGCCAGAGGCAGCAUUGAGAAUUUUGGAAGUUGAGGAUUCUUCUUCAU
Molecule: messenger RNA, 982 nt
Organism: Desarmillaria tabescens
Lineage: Eukaryota; Fungi; Basidiomycota; Agaricomycetes; Agaricales; Physalacriaceae
Exons: 3
Coding region: 83-835 (250 amino acids)
Biological process (GO): L-phenylalanine catabolic process; glutathione metabolic process
Molecular function (GO): glutathione transferase activity; maleylacetoacetate isomerase activity
Source: RefSeq, a predicted model, not a curated record